Lytechinus variegatus (green sea urchin) is the source of this 875-nucleotide messenger RNA. RefSeq names its product echinoidin-like. The record is from RefSeq and is a predicted model, not a curated record. NCBI's taxonomy places the organism in Eukaryota, Metazoa, Echinodermata, Echinoidea, Temnopleuroida, Toxopneustidae. Bases 110 to 661 code for a protein of 183 amino acids. The transcript is spliced from 3 exons. Gene Ontology annotation, molecular function: signaling receptor activity.
AGAAAUCCUACACCACAGCGUUUUACUAUGAAAGUAACAUCAUUUGCAGAAGUUUUAUUGAUCUAAGCCUUGUGUUUGCCAUAUAGAACUUUAGAAUAUCUAAGACCAGAUGGAUGCUCAGGAGAAGAUGCCGUUGUUCUUUUUCUGUUUGGUCAUCAUCAUGGCUGCGUGUUCUACCGGGGCACGGGCCGGAUGCUGUUGUCCUACAUACUGGACUGCUUUCGGACAAAACUGCUACAGGUUUUUUGCCUACAACAAUACGUGGCAAGACGCAGAGAACUACUGCCAGUCGUAUAGUGUGCCCUCUCUCGGCAGUGGAGGGACAGUUAUCGACAGCCUUGGGCACCUUGUUUCUAUCCAUUCUGAGGAAGAGAAUAACUUCAUCUCAACAAUUUUCACAACUUCUCGGAAAAAAGAGACUCAGACUGCACCCAUAACCAUGUGGCUUGGACUACACGAUACAUCAACUGAAGGUGAAUUUGAAUGGUCAGACGGGACUCCGAUGGACUUCACCAAGUGGUCACCAGGACAACCAGACGACUUUCGGACGCGGGAGGAUUGUGUGCAGAUGAGAUCCGAUUAUGGAAACAACUUGUGGAAUGAUGCAGGUUGCCGAAAUGGUAAUUUGCCCUAUUUCAUCUGCAAACUUCCAGCUUAUUAGGCCUAUAUUGAGAUGAAAUCUGCCAUACACAAUGAUACCGACAAUGACGUCAGCGGAGGUUGUGAUAACAAAAGCUGAAAACUGAAUUGAAAAGACCUUUCUUUUAUGAAGAAACUACCAAUUCUAUCCAUUUAUUUGAAAUGAGGAUGCCAAUUUACUGGCCAAACUGCAGUGGCGUACAGAUAAGUGGUUUGGGGCGUUUUCCACCCCCCAA